GCAGUCAACGAGAGAUUCAAUCCUGUCCGUCGCUUACCCUUGCCAUCCUCAGGCCGCUAGGGUUUUGAUAUUAGAGCGCUUUCGCACCUGUUUCUCCCCAGUUGCUGCCUCUCCCCCCUCUCUCUCUUCCCCCUCCCCCUAAUCAAGCAUCGACAAUGGCUUUUGUGAAAGCUCAAAAGUCAAAGGCUUACUUCAAGCGGUUUCAAGUUAAAUUCAAGAGAAGGAGAGAGGGGAAGACGGACUACCGUGCCAGGAUUCGCCUGAUCAAUCAGGACAAAAACAAGUACAACACUCCAAAAUACAGAUUUGUUGUGCGAUUUACUAACAAGAAUAUACUCGCACAAAUUACAUCUGCUAGCAUAGCUGGUGAUAUUGUUCUUGCAGCUGCUUAUGCUCAUGAACUGCCUCAUUAUGGUCUUGAAGUGGGCCUUACAAAUUAUGCGGCAGCCUAUUGCACUGGACUUCUAUUGGCUCGUCGAGUCCUGAAAAUGCUUGAGAUGGAUGUUGAAUAUGAAGGAAAUGUUGAGGCAACUGGAGAGGAUUUCUAUGUUGAACCAGCAGAGAGCAGAAGGCCCUUCCGUGCUCUCUUGGAUGUUGGUCUUAUAAGGACAACAACUGGAAACCGUGUUUUUGGUGCUCUCAAGGGAGCCUUAGAUGGUGGACUUGAUAUUCCUCACAGUGAAAAGAGGUUUGCUGGAUUCAGUAAAGACAGUAAGCAACUUGAUGCUGAGGUUCACCGCAAAUACAUCUAUGGGGGUCAUGUUGCUGCAUACAUGAGGACUCUGAUGGAGGAUGAACCAGAAAAGUACCAGUCUCACUUUAGUGAAUACAUAAAGAGAGGUCUUGGUCCAGAUAACAUGGAAGAGAUGUACAAAAAAGUUCAUGCAGCAAUUCGAGCUGAUCCUACCAAAAAGAAACCUCAGAAGGAGCCACCAAAAGAGCACAAAAGGUAUAACCUAAAGAAGCUAACCUAUGAGGAGAGGAAGGCCAGGUUGAUUGAGAGGUUAAAUGCUCUCAAUUCAGCGGCUGGUGGUGACGACGAUGAGGAGGAUGAAGAUGACGAGUGAAAGGAGCAAUAGAAAUUUUUCAAUCAUUUCUGUUUUUGGGGUCCAGUUUUUUAUUUAGUACUUAAGCAGCUCGAGUUUUGCCUGUUUCUGUGGUUUGUUUCUGGAUUACAGAACUGAGGAUUUAUUCGUAUUAUACAAAUCUGUUACGCUUUACCUUUCAAGAAUUGCAAUAUCUUGUAUUUUAUUUGUACGAGGUGUAUUCUUGACCAUAGUUUACCAUUUUCGGUUUAUACGUGUGGAAUGAGCCCACAUGCGUGAGUACCAGUUAAAGAUGACCUUUUCCAUUC
Messenger RNA from Diospyros lotus (date-plum), 1354 nucleotides. RefSeq names its product 60S ribosomal protein L5-like. Gene Ontology annotation, cellular component: cytosolic large ribosomal subunit; ribosome. The coding region runs from base 156 to 1067 and encodes 303 amino acids. Gene Ontology annotation, molecular function: structural constituent of ribosome; 5S rRNA binding. NCBI's taxonomy places the organism in Eukaryota, Viridiplantae, Streptophyta, Magnoliopsida, Ericales, Ebenaceae. The transcript is spliced from 9 exons. Gene Ontology annotation, biological process: ribosomal large subunit assembly; translation. The record is from RefSeq and is a predicted model, not a curated record.